Messenger RNA from Impatiens glandulifera, 925 nucleotides. RefSeq names its product palmitoyl-protein thioesterase 1-like. Lineage: Eukaryota; Viridiplantae; Streptophyta; Magnoliopsida; Ericales; Balsaminaceae. The transcript is spliced from 11 exons. Gene Ontology annotation, cellular component: intracellular membrane-bounded organelle. The coding region runs from base 1 to 882 and encodes 293 amino acids. The record is from RefSeq and is a predicted model, not a curated record. Gene Ontology annotation, molecular function: thiolester hydrolase activity.
AUGUCAGCCCUAGCCGUUGUUUCAUUUUUGGCCAUCUUAUUCAAUUCCUUUGCUGUUUCAUCAUCAACCACCCCUUUUAUUCUACUUCACGGACUUAAUAAUGCGUGCACUCAUCAAGAUGUGAAGAAUUUAACCGCGCAACUUAUCACUCACUCUGGAUCGCCAGGAUAUUGCGUAGAAGUUGGGAAUGGAGUACUUAGUUCAUGGUUUACGCCCAUGCAAAAACAAGUUGAAAUUGUGUGCAAUAAGGUGAAAAACAUGAAAGAAUUACAAAAUGGCUACAACAUUGUUGCUCUUUCUCAGGGCAAUUUAAUCAGUCGUGGUGUAAUACAAAUGUGUGACGGUGGACCUCGAGUCAAAAAUUAUGUCUCAUUGGCUGGACCUCAUGCUGGACUCGCUGCUCCUAUUCAUUGCGGUUCGGGUGGUUUUUGCAUUUUUGUUGACUGGCUAGUCAAAUCUGCUGUAUACACCAAAUUUGUGCAAGCUCAUUUGGCUAUUAGUGGUUACCUUAGGUUACCAAAUGAUAUGACUGGAUAUUUAAAUGGAUGUAAAUUUCUCCCUAUGCUUAACAAUGAAAUACCUAGUCAAAGAAACUUGACUUACAAGAGUCGGUUCACUAGCUUAGAAAACCUAGUACUUAUAAUGUUUGAGGAUGACCUAAUUCUAGUACCGAAGGAGACAUCAUGGUUUGGUUUUUAUCCUGAUGGGAAAUUUGAACCAGUUUUGCCACCUCAAAAGACAAAACUGUACGAGGAGGAUUGGAUUGGAUUAAAGAUGUUGGCAGACAGUGGAAGGGUGAAGUUUAUAAGUGUGGGUGGAGCUCAUAUUGACCUUUCGUUCGAUGAUAUGCUUCGUUAUGUUGUCCCUUAUUUGAAGGCAUAAAUCGUAAAAUACAAAGACUUAUUCAUUUAUCUAAUUAUUUCUC